AUGAGCCUUGGUCUCAACGAAAAGGGUUCUUACUCGACCAAGCGUCUCAGGGAUCAGAAACUUUGGCGGAGGCUGCGGUGGUGCUGUUACGUACGGGAUCGGAUGAUAGCCAUUGGCACGAGAAAACCGAUGCAUUUUGCGGACGACCAAGUACGGAUUCCUGCGCUUAGCCUUGAUGAUUUCGAUCUGGAAACUCCUUCAACUGCUAUGACGCGAAUUCAGGACGCCUUUACCAUGAUAGACUACGAUUGCAGAGUUGCCCUAGCCAAGAUGUUCAUGGCCAAAGUGAAGCUCCUCUCGACGGUGGGCCGAGUGCUCGAGAAGCUUUACCUUCUCCGAUCAAUCAGGGGUCCCAACACCGGACCGAGGAUGUUCUACAAUCCGAAAGUUUCAAACUUUGACCUGGAAGGAUUUCUCAAACGAGCAAAUGAACUUGACGAAUAG
Molecule: messenger RNA, 444 nt
Organism: Cladophialophora psammophila CBS 110553
Lineage: Eukaryota; Fungi; Ascomycota; Eurotiomycetes; Chaetothyriales; Herpotrichiellaceae
Exons: 1
Coding region: 1-444 (147 amino acids)
Biological process (GO): DNA-templated transcription
Molecular function (GO): DNA binding; zinc ion binding
Source: RefSeq, a predicted model, not a curated record